Molecule: messenger RNA, 2156 nt
Organism: Zingiber officinale
Lineage: Eukaryota; Viridiplantae; Streptophyta; Magnoliopsida; Zingiberales; Zingiberaceae
Exons: 8
Coding region: 1146-1961 (271 amino acids)
Source: RefSeq, a predicted model, not a curated record
GGGGGGGGGGGGGGGGGGCUUACGGAGGCAGGGUUGGUUUCGGACGCGGGGCGACGGCGGGAUCUCCGGCCGCGUUGCUUGGCUACCAUCUUCCUUCUCCGGGUGGCGCGGUGCUCUGCAGCGGCGUCGGUGCCGCCGUCGACGUCGUUGGAGAGAGCGCAGGAGGAGGAUCCGCUGGCGGAAACGGGCGCCAGUCGUAGCUUGCUCGCCCCGUCCAUGGAAGGUAGAAGGCGUGCCAAGUAAUUGAGCAAUCUGUGGCGAAUCUUGUGGGGGAAAUUGGAAAGGGAGAAGCGGCAGAGGGGCAGAGAAAACGAGAGGGGGAGCGAGGUGGGUGAGGAAGUUAAUGCGAAGGGCAUAGGGGGGAGGAGAAAGAGGAGGAGGAGAAGAGAAUGGGGAAAGAAAAAGAAAGAAAGCGGAGGUGGGGGUUGGGGAACAGGUUCGUGAGUGGUGGACUCUUGUGAGGAAGGACAGCCAAGUGUUGCGAGGGCUCUGACCUCGCUGCACCGGGAAUCAAUCAAUCAAUGCGCUCACCACCAUCUCUUUACACUCGGCGUCCACUGCCUCUUCCCUUCCCGGCUUCCGUCAAUGGCCGGAGGAGAGAGAAGAUCAAUUAACAGACUUAAAAAAAAGCAAUAAACCAACUCGUCGCGUCGUUACUGGGCUGCUACAGCUGAUUUCUAUGGGCUUGUGUCCGCCUUUCUGUAAGGUUUCAGCCAAUGUGAAGGUGAACCUUCGAGUACAAAAUCCACUUGAAAGGAACUAAAGAUUUACAUGCUAAAGAUCAUGAAAGAAGUGCUAAUGUGGGAUGGUAAAGGGCUUCUGUUUCUGUUGAUUUAUGCACAUGGGAAGUUCAUGUUUGUCUUACUAAUUCAAGGAAGCAACCUGAAGGUGAUUCUUAGAUGUUCUUCACAGUUCUUGGUUCUCCAGUGAAAUUAUUCACGUGGAAGAUGCCUAUAAAAUUGCAACGCUAAUUUCCAGCCACAAGCCAUAUAUCAUGGAAGGUGCCAACCAUUGUUAUACUGAAACAACAGGGAGGGCUGCAUCUGUUCAGUGGAAGGCAAGACGGACACUCGAUCGAAGAUUCGAAGGCCCGUAGCGAGUCUCCGAGUUCCGAGCCGAGGCAAUCAAUCCUCCUUGCUCCAGUCAUGGCCAUGGCAGCGUCCUCCUUCUUCGUCUUUCCCCUCGAUGUGCGCCGGAACAAGCUUCUUUCCUUCCCAAGCCCUAGCCUCACAAGGACUGUAACGAACUACAACAAGCGGCAGCCGAUGGGAAGGAGGCGGCCGCCGCCGAUCUCCGCCUCCUCCUCCUCCUCCUCCUCGUUCCGCAAUGGAACCCCACCGGAGACGGACUGCCCCGUUCCGUUCGAUCAGCUGCCGGUGAACGAGUACCAGGCCCUCUCCACAUCCUUCCCCUUCUCCUGGGCUGCCGCCGAUCUCCGCCUCUACUCCUCCCGCCUCGCCGUCACCGGAGGCCUAUUCGCUCUCCUCGUCGGCCUACCCGUCUCCGCCUUCGGUACCCGCAGCCUGUCCGAUCCGCGAUGCGCCCUCGGGGCCGCCUCAGCUGGGCUUCUCGCCGUCACGCUCGCCGUCCUCCGGAUGUACCUCGGAUGGGCGUACGUUGGUAACCGCUUGCUCAGCGCAACCGUCGAGUAUGAGGAGACAGGAUGGUACGAUGGGCAGAUAUGGGUGAAGACGCCUGAAGUUCUAGCUCGUGAUCGUCUUCUGGGUUCAUUUUCUGUGAAACCUGUAUUAAGCAGAGUCAAGCUUACUUUGGUUGGUCUGGCGGUCUCUUUAUUUGUGUGCGCCCUGAUUUUUGUUAACAUCGAGUACCACCCAGCGUCUGCACCUGGAGAUUCUGGGGGACAAGCACGGGCUAUACCUGGGGCAUACAACGAGGAAUCAGCGAGGUCAUUUGAACCAGAUGCAUUCUGUGGUGAAUCUGAUUUGUCACUGACCUUAUGAAUCAUUGAGAAGUAAAAGGAAAAAAAAAUGCACUGACUAAAUUGACCACGCAUGGGCAUAUUCAUUUAUGUACAAAGAGCAAGGAAAAAAUUUCCAUCCCUUAUGUCUUUUAUCAAUGUUUCUAUGUUUUAUAAAAGUGUACAGUGUGUAAAGAUAUUGACAGUUAUACAAAUUCAGGUGAUACCUUAUUAAUUA